Nematolebias whitei (Rio pearlfish) is the source of this 1546-nucleotide messenger RNA. RefSeq names its product plasmalemma vesicle associated protein b (gene plvapb). The transcript is spliced from 9 exons. The record is from RefSeq and is a predicted model, not a curated record. Bases 236 to 1516 code for a protein of 426 amino acids. Gene Ontology annotation, cellular component: caveola. Gene Ontology annotation, biological process: positive regulation of cellular extravasation; regulation of vascular permeability. NCBI's taxonomy places the organism in Eukaryota, Metazoa, Chordata, Actinopteri, Cyprinodontiformes, Rivulidae.
GCGUUAACGCACAUCGAUGCAUCCCGCCCGUGUCUGCAUCCUCACAGAGCCGCAGAGGACAAACAGAGGCCUGAUGGUUAAACUCCUCAAUCUGACUUCUGUCGUCUCAUCCUGACAGUCAUCCUCGGCAGAAAAGAUCGCAUCAGAGGGAAGAAGCUCGUGGAUUGUUUUGCAGCCACGUUAUUUCUGUUUAGUUCAUCAAAACCAAACUGCAACCAUUUCACCUCCGCCCGUCAUGUACAGCUCCAGCUACUCCCGGGCCAAGUUGGGCCUGGAGUCGAGGGAGAAGCUGCACAAGUCAAAGGGGAAGAGCUGCGGCUAUUACAUGAAGAUCUUUUUAUUCUUUUCAUCCCUCAUCCAGUCGCUCAUCAUCGUCAGCCUGGUGCUCUUCCUCAUCUAUGGCCAGCCGGAGAAGACUGCGGAGGAGCAAAGGGUCAAGGAGCUUGAGCUCGGCUUGCAAAAGCUGAGUAACCACAGCGUGGACCUGAAAAAGGAGAAGGGCGAGCUCAAAGCUCAGCUGGCAGCUCGGACGGCAGAAAAAACGGCUCUGGAGAAAGCGAUGCUGAAGCUGAAAACUGAUGCCAACAACACAGAAAUGGAGCUGAGGAGAAAAAUAGCUUCCAGUGAAAAAGCACAUGCUUCGGCAAUUAGCGUGAUGUCACGACGCCCCUCCCCUCCAAUCCAGCCCUCCAUUGUCACAUCUAACAGUGAAUUAAAGGCUUUGCAGAGUCUCAACAAUCAGCAGAAAGCUUUCAUCGAUCUCCUUCAUUCAAACUUCACUCAGACGGUCCACUACCUGAGCCAUGAGAGAGACACCGCCCUGAAAGACCGAGACGUUUACCUGGGGGAGGCCAUCAAGCUGCGCAAAGAGAGCAGCCUCCUGAAGGAGCAGCUCACCACCUACACCAGGAAGUGCAAAGAUGACUUUGCUAACUCUCUGAACGGGAUCCAGACGGUGACAGAAAAGUUCCUGAACAAGAUCAACAACGUGUUCCCUCACCACCUGACCUUUCACCUCACCUGUGGCAGCCAGGAAGUGCAGCUGGAGAAGAUAAAAAGCAGCUGCACAAACCUCUCCAGAGACAUAGAGAACAAGUUCCAGCUGUAUCUGGACAACGUGGGCAACAAGGUAUCUGAGAUCCAGUCCCUGUCCAGUCAUCUGGAGGUGCAGACCAAACAUUUGGCCUCCGACCUGCAGCAGUGUGAACACAAACACAGUGAGGCGGUUGCCAAGGCUGCCGUGGACUUGGAGCUCAAACAAAAAGCUCACGAUGACCAAGUGGAGAAAUUGCUGAUUGAGCAGAACCGACUGAGAGAGCAGAGGAAACUUCAGGAUGACAAACUCGCCCUUAAGGACAAAGAGCUUCAGACGCUGCAGGGAAUGCUGCCCAACACUAAGGCUGGCCCUUCAAGUGCCGGUUCCCAGCAGACGGCGCCGCAGCAGGUCCGGCAGCCUGCAGCUAACUGGUCCUUGGGUAGCACAACUGGCAUCAACAAAACUCCAACAGUGGGAUGAAUCCAACUCAUCCCCUCCUGUAAUUGUGGA